Ceutorhynchus assimilis (cabbage seed weevil) is the source of this 4945-nucleotide messenger RNA. The record is from the annotation of a GenBank genome assembly. Lineage: Eukaryota; Metazoa; Arthropoda; Insecta; Coleoptera; Curculionidae.
GGUGCACCAUGUUCCUCGUUUCACAGUGCGGACUAGAAAACUGGACAAGACAAAACGCAAUGUCUAUACGCCAUUACUGUCGAGUGGAGCUGCGAAAAGUUCUCUCGAAGUAUAUACGGUUUUAUCGCUACAAACCGAAUUUAAAUGCAGAAUAACGUAAUAGAAUUAACGCAGAGAUUACUGAGAGCAUUGGACAGCAAUUAUAAUGUCACUGACAUGCCCGAAGUUGUUGAUAUUAUUUGCAAUUUGGAACGAGUGGCUAUUACCAAAGAAUUACUGGAGACCACCAGACUUGGAAAAUAUAUAAACGAACUAAGACGUAAGACAAAUAAUCAAGAAUUAUGGCGCCGCGCCAAAGAACUGCUCAAAAAAUGGCGCAGCAUGGUGCUUCCCGAAGUCAACGGCCAAAUCAAAGUUCCAGCACCAACUCAACCGGGUACUUUGAAGGCAGCCACCCCCAGCAUGGCAAGCCCACCUUUACAAGGGCAAGGCCUCAGAAUACCUCCUGCAAGUGCAAUGAAGGUGAGUCCACCAAUGAUGGUUACUCCAAAAAUGGUAAGUCCUUCUCUUCAGAACCGGCUUGUUGGCCCUGGCGUACAAAAACUUGUAAGCCCUGCCCCGAGACUCAUCAGUCCUGGCCAAAGACUUGUCAGCCCUGCUCAGAGACUUGUGAGUCCGCAAAUUUCAAAGAAGCUGGUUAGUCCGCACAACAGAAUGGUUAGUCCUGGCAUGCCAGUGGAAAAACCUGUCAGUCCCCAGAAAAUGGUGAGUCCUGCUGGGCAAAGGGUGAGUCCGAAAUUAGCGGCGCAAGCACAAAGCCAAAAAGUGGGAGCUACGAGUCCUCCAUUGACAGCUAAUGCUGAUGUUAAUUUGAAUCAGGUGAAAAGUAAAAAGAGGCAAGCUGGUGAAGCAUUGGAUAGUAUAAAUGCUAAAAGAUCGAGGCUAAACGGAGGCGUCACAGACUUAGAUUUUUCCGAUAACUCGAAUUGUAGCUUCAAAGAUGGUUUAUUAUCGGUACCGGUCAUCAAGCAGGAACCUAAGCAAGAAGUAGUGGUUAUCAAUUCAGAUUCAAAUUCAAGUUUUCAAGAAAGGGGUGACCCGUAUAUUGAUCAACUACAACCAAAGAAAAGGGGACGGAAAAAAGGGUCCAAAAAUCACAAAAACCUUAUAGACGAAGCCGAAACUUCAUUUACUAAUAAACUAGCAGUAUCAGCGUCGAGAGGUAGCUCUAAAGUAAAAACUACCCAGGAAAUUCUCGCCGGCAUACAAAGUAAACAUUCUGUAGCCGCUCUUAGUAUAGCUGCGGGUCUUAAACCUCCCAAAGAAGAUUUGGAAGAAAAGGCGGCCAAAUUGACGGAAAGAGUAUCUAUGAUAGAUAGGAAAUUAAAUGCCAACGCUAAUAGGAACAAGAAUUCUCAAAAAAAUAAAUUGUCUUCGAACGCUACAAAAUCCAAUGAGCGUGUGAUAGAAAGCGGGUCUGUGAUCAACGACAGAAGUCUCUUGGACAAGCUGAAGCAAGAGCAUGAGGACGACGAUGAUGAGGAAAUUAUAGUAGAUGACAUAGAAUCGCUCGAUAGCCAUGAAGAAGAGAGUCAAGAGACUGAUACAGCUAAAAUUAAGGAGGAACCUCAGGGAAUCAGAUCUUUGAGUGAAAAAGAAGCUCUAGCUCUACUACCUCCCAUAGACAGAUCUGUCCUGAAUGAAAUGUAUCCAGACCCUCCCUGUACGUGUCGUCUAAAAGAGAACAGUAAACCAAGUGCUUUUUCGAUUGGAGAUGACGAGGACGAAGAUGCCAAACAGUUGCCACCAUUUCAAAUCAUUGAGGAUCCUUUGUGUCCUGCCAAAGGUCAUUUCGCUAAACAGUAUCGGAUCCAAGAUAUCUCUGAAGAGAAAAUUCACAGGUUACAUGAAGAGAGCCUGCCAAAUAUGAAUGGAAAUUGGAGUUUGGGAACACCGAGGCCCGACUCUCAAAAAAUAGACGGGUUAUAUGUAAAUGUAGUGCCUAACAUAUAUGAGCGACUUGACAAGGACUUGAGGCCUUUUGAUUCGUUUAAAAAAUACAGUUUUUCGGAAGGUGAAGGUGCCACUAGUGCUAUAACAAACAAUGUGAUAGAAUCUGAAGAAGCAAAUAGUGAUAGUGUUAUAAUAAAAUCAGAACAGGACCAAGAAGCAAAAGUAGUGAAUAAUAGUGAGCACAAUGAUAAUAAUCGGACAGAGGAACAAAAAGUUUUUAGGGAAUGGUACGAAUGCGUCGAUAGAUCUAGUUAUAGUGGGGAAACUUUAAGGAUUUUGCCAUAUUGCAUUGUAGAUUAAGCUUAACUUCGAGCCAAUUUAGGAGUUUUCUUUUUGGGCCUUCUAAACUGGCUACGAUGCUGGGAUAACUAGUCGUUACUAUCUUAAAAUAAUUUAGAAGAAUAAUAAAUCAAGUGCCCUGGUUGAGAUUUUUGGUAUUUAUGGUAAAGCCCCAGCACUAGCCUAUUUCUAGUCGAAACGUGAGCUUGUUUUCUAUCAUUGAAAUCAACUAUCGUGAUUUGUGAUGGCUGAAGGUCUUUUUAGAUAAGUUCAUUUAAAUUAUUGUCAACAAGAAGUUUAUCAUAAAUGACUUAUAUUUAUAUUGUGUCAAAUCCAAUAAAAAUUGGGACAAUUUUUGAACUAUAUACUUGUCAAACAUAAUAGGAGCCAAUUAAUAUGCCUCUAGUGAACCAAUACAAGACCUUUGUCUUCAUCUUUAUUAGCGGAAAGUAAGACAUUAAUAAUUUACUUCAUUUGCUACUAAGACCUAAUAUGACAAAUCAUUUAUUCGAGCUUUUACCUAAAACACCUUUCAAGCUCUACAUUCCCUUUAAUGUUAAUUUAGCAAAGGAAAAAAAUCCAUUCUAAAAUUGCGAUUUCAAACAAAGCUUGGAUUUGGAAGUGAACAGAUGAGAAAUUAUUGUUUUAGUUAAUAUUUAUUUUUUUUCCCAUAGAGUUUUGUUUUGAUUUAUGGAAAUGUGUAUUCUAAUUUUGAAAUAUGCUUUUUCGCAAUCAAAAAGGCAAGCCUUGUACAGAUAGUAGUUAUGCAAAUAAUUGAAAACAAAAAUAUCAACAGAAACUUUUAUCAGAUUUUGAAAAUACAUACAUAAAAAUGUAUACACUGAUCUCUAGGGCCUUAUAAAAGAAAUUUAAAAAUAAUACUAAACGUAAACCUAUUUUUUAAAUAAUGCAUUUUUCCUAUAUAUAAAACAAAAGGGCGUUUGCUGAGAGCCACACUUAUUAAAUAUGGUUGAUAAUGUUUUUUUUUUAUAUCAGUUUAAAGCCAAAAAUCUAUUUAAAUAUUAUGGUUUUUAUUAUUUUGAAGUAUUGGGAAAUAUGUUCAAGAGUCUUAAGACUCUUGACAUAUUUUUUAAUAUAUUUUAAAUGUUUGGCAAGGUAAAGAAUCCAUCAGGAGUUGAAAUGUUUUAUCUUAUACUCUAUCUAGCCUAAGUGAAUCUUAGUCAAACUCAAACAUUUAUUAUGGCUUAUUUCAAAUUCCUGAUGUAUUCUUUGUGUGUUUUUCUAUUUUACUUGCUAAGCUGAGUAUAGGAGUGGACCAAUAGAAAUUGUUUAUUAGAGCUGCUUCAACUAGGUAUUAAAAAUAAAUUUUAACGUUACAUUUGAACUACUUUUGAGGCCAAAUUUUUCAAAAUAAAAAUCCAUUAAUUUUUACUUAUAAUCCACUCCUGAACUUUUGUAUUAUAAUUCUUCUUCCUAUUACUAUUAUUUUGUAUGUCUCUUAUUUAUUUUGUUAAAAUUUUGGUUAGAAAAUAUUUUAAAAAAAAUUGUUAUGUAAUGGAAUUUUCUUUUUUAUUAUAAAAUUAAUUCAUUUCGGAAUAAAACUAACCUAAGCUCACAUAGUUCGUUGAGGCCCAUAACACGUUGUUAGUUAUCAGAGCAGGUAGAGAAAUAAAAAAGCAUUGAAGAGAAAACGAAACAAACUUGUAUUCCUCAAAUUAUAAUAUGGACCUUUGAAACAGUUUUAGAAGCCCUUGAAUAAUAUUAUUAAUACAUUCUAAUAAUUAUAAGUUCCUAUUAUUUACCACAAAAGUAAGUAAAAAAUGAUAAUAUUUUACUUAUACAGAAAGUGAGUGGCACUGGAAACUUUUUUCAUAAUGAUCAAAGUUUUUAAUGGCCAUACUCUGUAUACAGGGUGUCCUAAAAUUGUUCAAAUGAACUACCGUGAGCAACAAAAAUUUGAUUUAUUUGUAUCAAAUAAAAUUAGUCGAUUUUAUCUGUGUAUAGUCUUUGUUUAAAAAUUCUUGUAUCACAUUUUUUUUUUAUAUUCCAUAUACAUAAAAAUUAUUAUUCUGUCAUUUUCAUUGAUUAUAUCAUUUUUCAUUAAAAUUUUAGUAGUUUUUUUUUUAAUAUAAAAAAAAUAUUUAUUACUUUUUAAAGACAUUGAUUGGUAUUGGAGUUUAUUUAUUUUUUAAUUACUUAUUAUAUUUGUUAUACAUAUUUGAUUAUUAAAUAAACUCUCAAAUUAUUAUUAAGUAUAUUAUUAAUGGCAAAAUUGUUGCAGAAAAAAAUGUUUUGAAUUACAUAAUAAGUGUUAUAAUUUAUUUAUAUAAUUUCCCCGAAGUGACCUUUUUUCCGUUUUUCCUGUUUCCUUUUUUUUAUUGUGUAAAUAAAGUCCGCCUAUAAUGUUGAAAAAAUAUUUGUACAAAACAAAAAAAUAUGAUGGUUUAUAUCUAUAAUUACAUGAAUUAAAUGUCAAAACAUUUGCUUUUUUUUAUUGUUAUAAAUAGUGAUGUCGUUUUGAUAUUUGCCUUCGAGAAAAUAAAGGAUAUUUUCUAUAACUCCAUGAAUGCAGUUUUAUUCAAUAACAAUAUACAGUUGGUAAACAAUUAAUAACAACUAUACAACGGAUAUAUUUAAGAAUGAGUUUUGUUUGUAAUAGGUGGUGACUAAACAAUGAACUUGCUUACUGUGC